AUGGAUGUCAAAAUAGAGAGCAAUGACAGUGAAAUUAAUUUAAAAACCGAAAAAACAUCUGAGAAUGAAUUUGGUAUAUGGUUUAGUAUUAAAAACGCAAUCGACAGAACGUUGGGCUAUGAAAACCAUGAACGUGAUGUUUCGGUCAGAAUGAAUAAAGAGGAUGAUAAUCAAGUUAAAUUAACAGCAGAAGUAACCACUAAAUUGGAGAUAAAAACAGAUUCCGAUGGAUUGAUUUCUCAUUUAAGAACGGAUGUGGUCACAAAGGUAAAGCCUGAAAAAUAUAUAAAGCUUAUUCAUGGAUUUAAUGCCUUGAAAGAAAAUGUACCGAAAAAACUUAAAGAUAGAUCACUUCAUCCUGAAAUCGAAUGGGAUGCAAAAGUUAGAACAUCUAAUGAAUUGUGCGAUGAUGAAAAAAAAUUUUUGAGUGAAAGAAAAGAAUACAUAAGGGAGGCUUUCGCUAAAUACAUUGGAGUUAAAGUUGAAGAAAUUCAUGUGGACGAUAUUCCCGUAAUUGCAUUUGCCGGAAGUGGUGGUGGAUUUAGAGCCAUGAUCGCAAACACAGCUUAUAUGAAAGCAACGCAAGAAUCCGGUUUAUAUGAUUGUGGUGUUUAUUUCGGUGGUGUAAGCGGUUGUUGUUUGGCUUUAGCGUCACUAUAUUCUUCAUUAUACGCCACAAAAGAAGAUCCAGUUCAAGCUCAAUUGGAUGGUUUUAAAGAACGUUUACCACUUCAUAUAGCGAAGGACCUUCUUGAUGAGUUAUCAAACAAUUCAUCACCUGAAGCAGCAAUCGAGUUAACAUUUUCUGGAUUAGUUUUAAAAAAAGAAAUAGGUUUGAACGUACAACCAAUAGACACCUUUGGAUGUUUAUUAAAUGCUAAACUUUUAAUUGGAAAAGAUCCGGAAUGCCAACGUCGGGAUUAUAAAGAUUUUAAAUUAAGUCAUCAAAAACGAUUUUUGGAAGGUGGUAAAAGUUUAAUGCCCAUAUACACGGCGGUUCAUCAAGUUCAAAAAGAGGAAGAGCAGAAUAAAGUUGUACCGGAAAAUGUGAAGGAUGAACAUGGGCUACACUUUGCUUGGUUUGAAUUUACUCCAUUUGAGGUUGGUUGUGAUGAACUAGCUGAAUGGAUACCUUCUUGGUCUUUUGGACGUGAAUUCAAAUCCGGAAAAAAUCAUCAUCGUUUACCCGAACAAAAUAUUGGUCAGUUAAUUGGAAUGUUCGGAUCAGCACCGUGUGUGCCUAUUAGUGGAUAUAUUGAUAAAUUUGGGCACGUCUUAUCUGAUGGUUGGGUAAAAGAAAGUUUGAAGUCAUUAUAUGAUGAGACCGUUGACGUUAUUGGAGGAGAGACAAGAAGUGAAUUGGAAGGAAAGGCUUUAAUUGACUCUGCAGAAAAUUAUAAUUUUUCUACUAAAUUCGAAACGAAAGAUAAAAUUUUAAGGUUCAUUGAUGCCGGAAUAUCUUGUGACUUGCCAUUAUAUCCGAUGGUUCAUCCAAGUAGGAAAGUGGAUGUAAUCAUAGCAUUUGAUUCUUCAGGCAAUUCAGCAAGUUUAGAUUUCUUUGAAGAAGUGCAUUCAACAUUUACAAAACGUAAAGGAAUAACGAGCAAGAAACUCGAAGGGGAUAAUAAAUAUUGUGUAAUAUAUGAUUAUUCUUAUACUCCAAAUGAAAAAGGUGGAGGGUAUAAACAAGAUGCGACAAUUAAUGAAACUUCAGACUCUCGUCAAAUUAAAUUUUGUUAUUUACCAUUUUUGUCUCAUGAGAAGGUUGAUAAAAAUUUUAUGCCUUUUAAAGAUAAAUCUACUUCUUUUGCCAAGUUCGAUUACACUCCCGAUAUAGUUGACAAAAUGAUAAAAUUAGCUAAACAAAAUUGGACAGAAGCUGAGGAAAUGGUUAAAAAUAUUGUUAUUGAUGCUUGGAAGAAGAAGAAAAAUGAUAGAUUAAACG
This is a messenger RNA of Funneliformis geosporum, 1945 nucleotides long. The record is from the annotation of a GenBank genome assembly. NCBI's taxonomy places the organism in Eukaryota, Fungi, Glomeromycota, Glomeromycetes, Glomerales, Glomeraceae.